AUGGGAGUGAGGAAUCAGACGCAAGUUGUGGAAUUUGUCUUCCUGGGUUUCUCUGGAAUUGCAUACGGCCACACAUACCUCUUCCUGGUAUUCUUAGCCAUUUACUUGGUCACUAUACUGGGGAACCUCAUGAUAUUUACUGUGAUUCAACUGGAUUCCAGCCUCCAUACCCCCAUGUAUUAUUUCCUCAGCCAUCUCUCCUGCUUAGAUAUUUGCAUCUCUUCUGUCACCAUCCCUAAGAUCCUGCUGAACUUCUUGUGCCAGCGACAGACCAUCCCCUACAACCAGUGCAUGGCCCAGAUGUUCUUCUUCUUGUCUUUCACAGGGACGGAGGCUGCAAUGCUGGCCGUCAUGGCCUACGACCGCUAUGCCGCCAUCUGUAAACCUUUGCAUUACUCCCGCCUCGUGAGCACCAAAGUGUGCAUCCUACUCGCCUCUGCCACUUGGGUGUGGGGCUUCCUAGACGCCGCUCUUCACACAGCUCUCAGCUCCAAGUUGUCCUUCUGUGGAGUCAACCAGAUUCACCACAUUUUCUGUGAUCUCCCCCCACUGAUGAAAAUUGCCUGUGGCGAUACACGUACAAAUGAAAUGAUAACUCAUGUGGCAAGCAUUUUUAUGGGCCUCUCACCCUUCCUGGUGGUUAUUCUCUCCUAUUUCUACAUCCUGUCCACCAUCUUGCGGAUUCCCUCCAACACCAGGAGGCAAAAAGCUUUCUCCACCUGCACCUCUCACAUCAUAGUGGUCACUAUUUACUUUGGAAAUGGAUUGCUUAACUACAACCAACCAAGCACUGGUUACUCACUGGAGACUGAUACUUUGGUCUCCACCAUGUACUGCAUUGUACCCCCCAUGCUGAACCCCCUCAUCUACAGUCUCCGCAACAAGGAAGUGAAGGAGGGCCUCCGGAAGAUGCUUCACAACCAAUAA
Euleptes europaea (tarantolino) is the source of this 927-nucleotide messenger RNA. RefSeq names its product olfactory receptor 1020-like. Gene Ontology annotation, cellular component: membrane. Gene Ontology annotation, biological process: G protein-coupled receptor signaling pathway. The record is from RefSeq and is a predicted model, not a curated record. The coding region runs from base 1 to 927 and encodes 308 amino acids. Gene Ontology annotation, molecular function: G protein-coupled receptor activity; olfactory receptor activity. The transcript has a single exon. NCBI's taxonomy places the organism in Eukaryota, Metazoa, Chordata, Lepidosauria, Squamata, Sphaerodactylidae.